AUGGCGAAACUGGCCGCGCCGCCCAACGCUAGUCCCACGCACGCGCGAGCACAGGUGCCUCGCGAUCCACGCCCACGCCCCGGCACACUUCCCAACGUUCGACUCGUCUUGAUCGCCGCAGUGGGACUCGUUGCGGCGGUAGGCGUGCCCUUGUUCCUGACCAAUGCAACGCUGGCGUGGCUUGAGAGUACAGGCACGGGCGCCCUCGGUGUCCCCAUUGUCACGGAGCUCGUCAACAGCGGCUUCACCGUCACCCUCCUGACGCGCGAGGGGAGCACCGCCACGCCGCCUGCGGGCGUUGCCGCCGUCAAGCCCGUCGACUACACGUCGGUCGAGUCGCUGUCCAAGGCCAUUGCCGGCCAGGACGCCGUCGUUUCCGUGCUGGGUUCGCUUGUCGUUGGCGAGCAAGUGCCGCUGGUCGAGGCCGCCGCGGCGCCUGAGAGCACGGUGCGCCGCUUUAUCCCGUCCGAGUUUGGCAUCAAUACGCGCCUGACGCGUGGCCAGCCCAUUGGCCUCAUUCUGGGCGGCAAGACCAAGGUCGUCGAUCUGUUGGAGGAAAAGUCCAAGGCCAAGCCAUCGUUGACCUGGACGGGUAUCAGCAACGGCCACUUCUUUGACUGGGGCCUAGACCGCCAUAUGUUUGGUAUUGACGCCGAGAAGCGCACAGCCACCAUCUACGACUCGGGUAACGAACGCUUCCAGGCCGCCAACCUACCCUUCAUCGCCAAGGCCGUCGUCGCCACGCUCCAACAGGCCGGCGGUAACCCGGCCGACGAUAAGACCGCCAACCAGUACCUACACAUUGCCUCUUUCCUCCCAACACAGAACGAGCUCCUGGCCGCUGUCCAGGAGCUGACGGGCGGCGCCGACGGCUGGACCGUCACACACGUCGACUCGGCCGAGGUCCAGAAAAAAGCCGCCGAAAAGCUGGCUGCCGGCGACUUCUCGGUGUUUGUGGACCUGCUGAGCGUGUGGCAGUAUGCCGACGGCGUGGGCCACGCGCCCGACCCCAACAGCCCCACGUUUGGCAACACUGUGCUGGGGCUGCCGCAGGAGGACUUCAAGGCGACGUUGGCGGCCAAGCUCAAGAAUAGCGUAGAUCCUUUCAAAGGCACCACCGUCGGCUCGCCCGCGUUGCGCACCACCACCCACACCACAUCGGCGCUCGGCGUCGCCGGAGCGUCGUCGGUCCCCGCUUUCGACGUGGCCAGCGCUUCGUUCCGGACCUGGUGCUCCGUCCACGCCGGAAUAAACGCAAAGUCGCCCGCGCUGAUGGUCGUCGUGUGGGGCGGCUUUCUUGCUGACGUGGCCGACUCUCCUUCGUGGUCGUUGUCGUUGUCGUUGUCGUUGUCGUCCUCGUCAAAGUCGUCUGGCAGCGUGGCCAGCACAGCCGUUCCCGACACCGCGUAG
Messenger RNA from Sporothrix brasiliensis 5110, 1410 nucleotides. Its product is annotated as NmrA-like protein. The transcript has 4 exons. The coding region runs from base 1 to 1410 and encodes 469 amino acids. Gene Ontology annotation, molecular function: oxidoreductase activity. The record is from RefSeq and is a predicted model, not a curated record. NCBI's taxonomy places the organism in Eukaryota, Fungi, Ascomycota, Sordariomycetes, Ophiostomatales, Ophiostomataceae.